GGACAUGGCAGCAGUGCCACGUCAGCAACCAGUCACCGCAGCAGCAGGUCACGUCAGUGCAUGGUGCUCACCCGCUCAAAGACAAGCAGCAUGGAGCAGCAGCCAGGCGAGACUACCGAGGCCUAUGAGGCCCGCACGCUGGACAUGGUAGCAGAGUACAAGCAACGGGCAGCUGCGGCAACAUCCGCACCUAAAAAGGAAGAUGAGGAAGCAGAGGAACAGCGUCGCCUCGCUAAACAGCAGCGACAGGCGGACGCUGAGGCAGCAACGAAGGCCGCAGACGAACGCCGUCGACUACGCCGAGACAAGCUCGCAAGGGUGAUAUCGAGUGCAGCACAACAAGAGGACAUCCUCUGCAUAGACACCCUGGUCCGGAAGCAGAUUCAAAUUAUUGAUGAACUGCUUGACCGGGUACGUCGGCUGGAACAGCAGCUUGCAGCAGCCAGACCCUCCAACUUGACGGACCGCGACGUCAAGACUCUCAAGGACGGCGCUCUAACGACAAAUCAGCAGAUUGACCAGCAGAUUUGCGCGGCCGCAGCCAGUCCGACCGCGACUAAUCGCGAGAGCAUCCCAAAGUUUGACGGCCUCCCGAUCUUCUGCGAUGCAAUGAAGACGGACCCGAUCCCAUGGUGGAGCCAGUUUGAGCUGAAGUUGGACAUUCACCACGUCAUCAACCCGAACCAGCACGCCUACUUAUACUCCCGCUCGGGAGGCCCGUGCCAGGCAUGGCUGGACAACACUUUGUCCAUGCACAACGUCGCAGUCUCCAAGCUGCAUACAAAGAUCAGCUGGGCUGAUCUCAAGGCAGCAUGGCAUAAGCGGUUCCAAGUAGAGCCGCCCGAGCUUCAGGUAGUCGAGAAACUUCAACGGUUCUAUCAGAACGACUGCCAAGCACGAACUCGAUCACCGACACUAUGCGCCCAUCUCCACACAUACUUAGCCUUCUAUGCACCACCAUCUUCGCCGACGGAUGACGAAGCUGUGGUGGGGGACAUCCUAGCGUAUGUUACCAAGGUGGCCCGCGAGUUUCGCAUGCAGCGGUAUGAUGAUAACAACGCACCGCUCCUUUAUGUCCGCAUCCAAGUUGGGCAAGCGUCCUGCAACGCUUUGCUGGAUAGCGGUGCGACUCGCAAUUUCAUCAGCCAGUCCUUUAUCCAAAGGGUCGUCCUUGGCGCACAAGUUCGAAGGAAGCCAAACCCGACAGCGAUCAAGUUGGCGGACUGUUGGAUGCAACAACUCCUCGAUCGCUACAUUGAAGCCGUGCCUGUUUAUUUCGCACCUCAUGCCUGCAAACCGGUGACGUUUGACAUCUUAGACACGGACUUCGACAUUAUAUUGGGGAUGCCUUGGCUUGCAAGUGCGGAUCACACGGUUAACUUUCAUCAGCGGACACUUACCGUUCGCGACGCCUUCGGCGCCGAGGUGCCGUGUACCAUUCCUCUUCCGCACUCCUCGAUCCGGUGCCAAGUUGUAACGGCCAAGUCUUUUUGGGCCGCUUGCGCUUACGAGCGGACCGACGAGAUAGGCCUAUGUUUUCUACGAGCCGCCACGACGACCGAAUCUGCACCUACGGACUUGUCUUCGGACCCCCGAGUGGUGCGGCUGCUCGACGAGUUCACCGACAUCUUCGAGUCUCCUACCGGUGUGGUGCCGGAUCGACCGAUCUCCCACGAGAUCAUUCUUGAGGCCGGUGUCGUGCCGCCGAAAGGAUGCAUCUAUCGCAUGAGCGAGGAAGAGCUCGAGGUUCUCCGUGCUCAACUCGACGAUCUUUUGGACAAGGGUUGGAUCCGCCCUAGUACCUCACCGUACGGUGCGCCAGUUCUCUUCGUACGGAAGAAGAACAAGGAUCUUCGCUUGUGCAUCGACUACAGCAAGCUCAACGCACAAACCGUCAAGAAUGCGGGACCUCUUCCGCGGAUUGACGACCUUCUCGAGCGUUUGGGCGGCGCGGAAUUCUUCUCAAAGUCGGACUUGAAGUCUGGCUACCAUCAAAUCUCAAUACGCCUGCAAGAUUGCUACAAAUCCGCGUUCAAGACGCGGUACGGGCAUUUUGAGUGGAUCGUUAUGCCUUUUGGCCUCACCAAUGCCCCGGCGACCUUUCAAGCGGCAAUGACCAACGAGUUCCGUGCGAUGCUGGACCGGUUCAUACUAGGCAUCAGUCCGUUGUCGGACAAGAUUCAAGCCAUCCAAGAGUGGCCGGAGCCGAAGACCGUCACAAAUGUCCGUUUCUUCCUUGGCUUAGCCGGCUACUAUCAACGCUUCAUCAAGAAAUACUCGAAGAUCGCGGCUCCUUUAUCCAAGCUUCAAUGCGAGGACCGGCCAUUCGACUUCGACGACCAUGCGCGGACUUCAUUUUUGGCUCUCAAAGCCUCGUUGCUAUCCGCGGAGGUGUUGCGCAUCUACGAUCCGCUUUUGCCGACACGUGUCACUACCGAUGCGUCUGGCUAUGGCAUUGGUGUCGUCCUCAAGCAACAUGACGGUGUGGACUGGCACCCGAUUGAGUACUUUAGCAAGAAAGUGCCCGUUGUGCGCUCGAUUGACGACGCACGGAAGAAGGAAUUAUUGGCCUUUGUACACACGCUCAAGCACUGGCGGCAUUUUCUUCUCGGUCGACGGCAGUUCCGAUGGGUAACGGAUAACAAUCCAUUGGUCUUUUACAAGACCCAAGACACGGUCAAUAACACCAUUGCCCAUUGGAUGGCCUUCAUCGACCAGUUUGACUUUUUCCCCGACCACAUUCCAGGCAAGUCAAAUCGUUUUGUGGAUGCUCUCUCACGGCGUCCAGACCAUUGUACCGCGGUCUACUCAACUUUUGAGAUUAACGACGACUUGCGGGACAGCUUCAUCCACGGCUACCAAGUCGACCCCGAGUUUUGUGACAAGGAAGCGCUAGCCAUGAACAUUACCGGCCCGUUCCCCAAGCACAAGACCGGAGUGGAUGGGAUUCUCACGGUGGUCGACCGACUCACCAAGUUCGCCAUGUUUUUGCCUUGCCGCUUUCAUGCCAAGGCACCGGAGUUGGCCGAGGUUCUUUACGCCGGUUGGAUUCGAACCAAGGGUUACCCCAAGGAAAUCGUUUGCGACCGCGACACUCGGUUCAUGUCCGAUUUUUGGUUGGUGCUCAUCAAACGAUGGGGCUCAUCUCUCAAGCCAAGUUCGGCUCGCCACCCCCAAACCGAUGGCCAAACGGAGAGGGCGCAUCACACCGCACUGGUUCUCCUUCGCACUCUCAUCCGUCCCGACCAAAAGGAUUGGGUUGAGCGGCUGCCGGAUGCCGAGUUGGCAUACAACUCGUCCAUCCACCCAGCUAUCGGGAUGUCGCCCUUCGAGUUCGAGCACGGCUCGCCAGUCACUUCUCCAUUGGACACAAUCAUUCCACGAACGGCCGAGAGCGACGACCAUCUUUUUUUCUUGCGUCGGAUGCAAGAGCUACUUGUCAAGGCACGCAACCAGAUGGCCAAGACGCAGCAACGCAUGAGCCAACAGGCCAAUCGUCGGCGUCUUCCUUGCCAAUUCCACGUCGGCGAUCUCGUUUGGGUUUCCGCUGCGGAAUUCAGCCUUGAACAAGAUAUCUCGCGCAAGCUCCUCCCGAAAUGGAUGGGGCCUUGCCCGAUCGUGGCACCCGCUGGGGAUGCACCCGAGGGACCUUCCUUCACCAUUCAGGUGCCCGCCCACUUGCCCGUCUACCCGGUCUUUCAUUGCUCCAAGUUGGCUCUUUACACGCCAGCGGAACAUGACGAGUUUCUCGGGCGACGAUCGCAAGACCCACCCUCUAGGGACGGUUUUCAAGAGGUCGGCGACAUCAUCUCCCAGCGACGCUACGACAACAGGCCAACCGAGUACUUGGUACAUUUUGCGUACUACAGUCACAAAGCUGACCGUUGGUUAACACGUGCGGAACUCCAAGCCACAGCUCCGGAUGUUCUCGCACGCUACGAACGAAAGAUGUAAGGCAAGCCGGUAUCUUCGGCUCCACGUCGCACCCGCAUCCACGUUCCACCUUCAGAUCGUCAGUUUCGCCCUCGCCCCGGCU
Chara braunii is the source of this 4036-nucleotide messenger RNA. The record is from the annotation of a GenBank genome assembly. Lineage: Eukaryota; Viridiplantae; Streptophyta; Charophyceae; Charales; Characeae.